This is a messenger RNA of Tigriopus californicus, 2696 nucleotides long. It is a transcript of the gene E(z), whose product is annotated as histone-lysine N-methyltransferase E(z)-like. The transcript is spliced from 3 exons. Gene Ontology annotation, biological process: chromatin remodeling. The record is from RefSeq and is a predicted model, not a curated record. Gene Ontology annotation, molecular function: protein binding; histone methyltransferase activity. Lineage: Eukaryota; Metazoa; Arthropoda; Copepoda; Harpacticoida; Harpacticidae. The coding region runs from base 195 to 2555 and encodes 786 amino acids.
AAGUCAUGGGACGAAUGAUAUGAUUCGGUACUGAUUCCAUGACGCCGCCAAGGCAAACUAUGCUUUCUACAUGGCUCCUUUUGAUCUCAAGUUUGGCUUCUAAUACCCAUGGUCAUCUGGCAGCACUGUAUUCAUAAAGUAUUAAAGAGGAAAAAAAGUCCUUGGAUUUUGCCUCUCAGAAACUUGGAAAGGAAAUGGCGCCUGCCUCCGUGAAUGCGAAAGUGAGUGCCAAAUGGCGUAAGCGAGUCAAGAUCGAAUAUCUUCGUCUGCGCCAACAGAAGAAGUUUCGCCAUCAGGAUGAUAUGCGGAUGGCUUGGAAGAACAAUCGUGCCAAUCUCCACGGCCAUGAACAAGACCCCGCCUUUAAGAUGUUCGCCCCAAAUCCGCCCCUCAAACCCAUCUGGGUUUGCUCCGAAGAUCCACCUUCCCAUUCUCAGUUCAUUCGACGAGCUGAGGCCAAGGACAAUGAGGGCAAGAUUCAAUCCAAUCCCAUCAAGAUUAUCAACGCUGUCAAUCCAAUCCCGACGAUGUAUAGUUGGGCGCCUUUGCAACAGAACUUCAUGGUCGAGGAUGAAACUGUUCUGCACAACAUUCCCUACAUGGGUGACGAGGUCUUGGAUCAGGAUGGAACCUUCAUUGAAGAACUCAUCAAGAAUUACGACGGGAAAGUGCACGGCGAGAAGGAGAGCGGGGUGAUUGAUGACGAUCUAUUCGUGGAUCUGGUCAACGCCCUCAAUCAACACGACAAGGAAUCUGACGAUGAAGAGGACAAAGAGGACAAGGAAGAGGAGGACGAGGAUCAAGGCCAAGAGAAAAUAACCAAAGUGGAGAAAGAAAAGAAGACUGACAAAAACGAGGAAAAGGAAGGAUUGCCCUCCCUCAAAGUGUUUCAAGCCAUAGCGGUAGUAUUCCCCGAUAUGGGGAAACCCGGCGAGCUCAUCGACAAAUUCAUUGAGAAAUCCGAGAACAAGGACAUUGCUCCCAAGAAGUGCACCCCGAAUAUCGAUUCGGCCGAGGCUAAAUCUGUACCUCAUUCGGACACGAUGCACUCAUUUCACUCUCUGUUCUGUCGGCGGUGUUUCAAAUAUGACUGCUUUCUUCACCGACUUCAGGCCUAUCAACCGGGGCCCACCAAUAAACGACGUGGCCCAGAGCUGAAGGUGUCCAAAGAGCCGUGUAGUCCUGAAUGUUUCCUGCUCCUGGAUGAGGUCAAGAAAGAGAGGAAAACCAGUAAUGAAGGGACCGGUCCGGAGGGAGGUGAGAAUUCGAACAAUCCGAGCAAGAUCCGGAAGAACACGUCGGUCGAUUCAGGCAAUGAGGCCAGUUCUGAGGAUAGCAAUGAUUCCACCACGAGAUCGAGUCUGCCGCCGGGUGGAAAACAAUCCGGCACUCAAAGUGGGUAUUCGAGUUGUUCGGAAACGCGCCGCAACUCGUUUUCCGGGGCAGGGCCGGAUUUCAAAUCGUUCAGCCGCCAAUCGAGUGUGGGAGGGAAUGGUCGGAACAAAAACGACCCGAAUCGAAUGCAGAAAGAGAUGGAGAAUAUUCCAGGGAUCAGCCAGGCUCUGGCCAAAGCCAUCAAUCCCCUUCCGGACAUUGAUCCGGAUUCGCAUAUCUGGACGGGAGGCGAGCAAUCGCUAUUCCGCGUGCUGGUCCGCACCUUCUUGACGAACUAUUGCGCCAUAUCGCAAGCCUUGGUCACGAAAUCCUGCAAAGAAGUCUACGAAUUCGCACAGAAGGACGCCAGCAACUUGGACAAUGUUGAGAACUUGCGCGAAUUCACACCUCCCAAGAAGAAGAAACGUAAGAAGCAUAGCCAAUGGCUCAAUCAUUGCCGGAAAACUCAGCUAAAGGACAACGGCCAGAACCAAGUGUUCAAUUAUUCGCCUUGCGAUCAUCCGGAUCGACCUUGCGAUGAGAACUGUCCCUGUAUUGGAUCUCAAUAUUUCUGCGAGAAGUUCUGUCAAUGCAGCUCGGAAUGCCCUAAUCGAUUCCCGGGUUGUCGCUGCAAGGCCCAAUGUAACACCAAGCAAUGUCCGUGCUUCUUGGCCGUGCGGGAGUGCGAUCCCGAUCUCUGUUCAAAAUGCGGGGCCGAUUCAUAUGAUGUGAGUAAGGCAUGCCGAAAUAUCGUCGUUCAGCGAGGCCUCGGCAAGCGACUCCUUAUGGCUCCCUCUGACGUGGCAGGUUGGGGGAUUUUCAUCCGCGAUUUUGCGGCGAAAAACGAGUUCAUUUCGGAGUAUUGCGGAGAGAUCAUCUCUCAGGAUGAGGCAGAUCGCCGUGGCAAGGUAUACGAUAAGUACAUGUGCUCUUUCUUGUUCAAUCUGAACAAUGAGUAUGUGGUGGAUGCCACGAGGAAAGGGAAUAAGAUCAGGUUUGCCAAUCAUUCCAUCAAUCCUAAUUGCUAUGCCAAAGUGCUCAAAGUCAACGGUGACCAUCGAAUCGGGAUCUUUGCCAAGAGGAACAUUCAAUCGGGUGAAGAACUGUUCUUUGACUACCGUUAUGGACCCACGGAACAACUGCGAUUUGUGGGCAUCGAACGGGAAAUGGAAUUCCUCUAAUAAGAUGGGCUAAUUACCAGGUCUUUUUUUAUUUGGCAUUUAUUGCUUGUUUACAUGGUCUCAAGGCAAACCUUACCAGAUUCAUCCAUGUGAUUAUUUGAUCCCUUGAAAAUGAAUAAAUUUGUGUUUGCAAAGCUGAAA